UGUUUUCCCGGUGUUGACCUUCGACCCAGCCCGCUCGCCAAGAGAGACUCAGUUCUUCGUCUUCGUCCAAAAUUUUUCCCCUUUUUUUUUCACUUUUGUUCAGAUUAGAAUCUCGCCUAUAAAUCAAUUCCCACCCCCCACCGUCUCCUUGCAUAGCUUCUAUCGCCGCGGCGUCGUGUUGCUCAGGCAAGGCAGGAGAGGAGCUUAUUCGGCCGGUACAUUGAGAUAACUCUUGCGAGGUCUUUUACUUCACUUGAGAAUCUGAUGGCGUCUAGUGCGAUGCUCGUAACGACGGCAGCGUUGGAUUGGGUUUCGGCGGCGUUCGAUGCACCUCUUGCGAGGGCAGUUGUUUUUGGGAUACAUAUUGAUGGUCACCUGGUUGUUGAAGUGCUUCUAAUAGCUGUCAUCUUGUUCCAACUUUCUCGAAAGAGCUACAAGCCUCCAAAGAAGCCGCUGACAGAGAAGGAAAUUGAUGAUCUUUGUGAUGAUUGGGUUCCUGAGCCAUUGUGUCCCCCAAUUUCUGAAGAGAAGCAAAUUCAAACUCCUACUUUGGAAAGUGCUGCUACACCUCAUACAAUUGUGGAUGGAAAGGAAGUUGUGAACUUUGCAUCUGCAAAUUAUCUUGGAUUGAUUGGAAAUGAGAAAAUAAUCGAUUCAUGCAUUGGUUCACUCGAGAAAUAUGGUGUUGGUUCCUGCGGUCCUCGUGGUUUUUAUGGGACGAUAGAUGUCCAUCUUGAUUGUGAGAAAAAAAUUGCAAAUUUCUUGGGAACUCCAGACUCAAUUCUUUACUCUUAUGGAAUAUCAACUAUUUUCAGUGUUAUACCAGCCUUUUGUAAGAAAGGAGACAUCAUUGUCGCUGAUGAGGGUGUCCACUGGGGUGUCCAAAAUGGGCUAUAUCUCUCUAGGAGCACUGUUGUUUAUUUCAAACACAAUGAUAUGGCUUCGCUAGAAAGCACUUUAGAGAAACUAACUCGUGGAAAUAAACGGGCAGAAAAAUUGCGGCGCUAUAUUGUAGCAGAAGCUGUAUACCAGAAUUCUGGCCAAGUAGCCCCAUUGGAUGAAAUCAUUAGAUUGAAAGAGAAAUACCGUUUCCGUGUUAUCUUAGAUGAAAGCCAUUCAUUUGGUGUACUUGGGAACUCCGGCCGUGGCCUAGCUGAGUAUUGUGGGGUCCCGAUCGAGAAAAUUGAUAUCAUAACUGCUGGAAUGGGAAAUGCACUAGCAACGGAUGGAGGAUUUUGUACUGGAAGUGUCAGAGUUGUCGAUCACCAACGUCUCAGUAGCUCAGGAUAUGUCUUCUCUGCAUCGCAGCCUCCCUACCUCGCAACUGCUGCAAUUUCUGCAGUUGAUUACUUGGAAGAAAACCCAUCUGUUCUUGCAACACUGAAGAACAAUAUUGCUUUGCUAAGAAAAGGCUUAACUGACGUAGCAGGACUUGAACUUUCAAGCAGUCCACUGUCACCUAUUGUCUUUCUUAAACUGAAGAAAUCUACAGGAUCCCAGGACAAGGAUUUGCAUGUUCUUGAUCAGAUUGUCAGCAGGAUCCUUCAUGAAGAUUCAGUUUUCCUUGUGACAUCGAAGAGGUCUACUCUUGACAAAUGCCGACUUCCGGUCGGAAUCCGCCUAUUUGUUUCGGCAGGCCAUUCUGAAUCUGAUAUUUUGAAGGCUGUUGAUUCCCUGAAGAGAGUUGCAGCGCUGGAGCUGGCAUAGAAUAGAUUAGAAGUCUCUUCAAAGGGAAGGAUCCAGCUUCAGUCAACUCAGCUGUUUGAUUCACUUCACAUACAUAAAUAUUUGCUUAUUUUUUUGCUUUAGGUUUGAAAAUAGGCACCUUUUGUUCUCUGCAAGCUGUCUUAAACUUAUUCAAGGAGCUGGGUAUGGCUUGUGGUUUGGUAUUGUAGAGAUGUUAUAUCUGUUUCAGGUGUACACUAUUAAUUAGAAUCAACUGUCAAUUGCCUUACCCUAUCUCUCUCCUAAUAAAAUUCUUAUGAUAUUCCUUG
Molecule: messenger RNA, 1994 nt
Organism: Phalaenopsis equestris
Lineage: Eukaryota; Viridiplantae; Streptophyta; Magnoliopsida; Asparagales; Orchidaceae
Product: long chain base biosynthesis protein 1b
Exons: 13
Coding region: 265-1707 (480 amino acids)
Biological process (GO): ceramide biosynthetic process; sphingosine biosynthetic process
Cellular component (GO): endoplasmic reticulum
Molecular function (GO): serine C-palmitoyltransferase activity; pyridoxal phosphate binding
Source: RefSeq, a predicted model, not a curated record